GUACUGCGAGACCCGGUUCGAUGGCACAGCCUCGGUUCUAAAGACCCAUUUCAUGAAUAAGUGCAGCUUGGACCUCGUCAGGAGGCCGCUGUCAGUGGAGGAGAGGGCUAGGAGGGAGGAGGGCAUCCGCAUGGGGAAGUUCAUUGCGGAGACCAUACAUGCGGGGGGGAGAAGCAGGCCGGCCACAAACAGCCUGGCGUCCGUUAGUAGUCUGGUCGCUGACGCCGAGCGAGGUCGAACUGACUCGCCUGCAGGGGCGGGAGAGGCGGUUGUGGCCGAUGAACCCGCCGCGAUCGUGCCUACCUCUGGCGAGUCCGUGCAGCCUGCACCCCGUUCCAGACGGCCGCUGAGGCAGACGGUCAUGGAGAACGCCGACAGCAUCGUAACACGCAACGAGCAAAUGAGUCGGUUCCUUGACCGAUUCCUUUUCUGCAUGAACCAGCCGUUCAGCAUCGUUGACAACGAAUACUUCCUCGAUUUUGUUGAUGCUGUGAAGAAGGCGCAUCCUUCGUGGAUGCCAUACAAGAGGGAUGAGGCGCGGACGAAGCGGCUGGAUGUUCAUUACGGAAGAACGAAGGUGGACGUGCACGCCAUGAUGAAGAAGUGGCAGCGCACUGCCAGCCAUCUACAACAUGCAACCGGUGCGGCGGCGUACUUCCGGAUAUUGGAUGGGGUUAUCAAGAAGAUCGGCGAGGAGGCGGUGGUGGGCGUUGUGAUGGACAACGCGAAAGUGUGCGUCAAGGCCGGCAAGAUGGUGGAGGCAGCCUACCCACGCAUAUUUCGCGUGGGGUGCACUGCACAUGCCCUCGAUUUGGCACUCGAGGACAUGUACAAGGAACUGGAGUGGUUGCGCAAAGUUGUGGACGCAGGGUUGAAAGUGGGCAAGUUCUUCCACAACGUGGACAAGGCAAGGGCGUUGUUCCACGUGUACAGUCCGAAGUCCAAGUUGAAGCGGCCGGGGGUGACCCGUUUCGCAACCAACCACGAGAUGCUAGCUUCCUUGAAGAAGGCCAAGAACCCGCUGAAGAAUUGCGUUGAUGACGCUGCGUGGGUGGAGAAGACGGUCAGGACGGACCAGCUCCCUGCGUUCCACGAGGUGACGGCCAUUGUGUUGGGGAAGGAUGACUUUUGGGCGAUGGUCGACAAGGCGAUGGCGGUGAUGGGGCCACUAGUGACGCUGCUUCGUCUCGUUGAUGCGCCGGGGCCGUCCAUGUCGAAGGUGUAUUUCAAGAUGGACUCGCUCGUCGCACAGAUGCGCGAGCUUGAUUGCAUCACGACGGGCGAGAAGGCCGAAAUCGAGGACAUCUUGAUGCGGAGAUGGGCAUUCAUGACCAGCGAGCUGCAUUGUGCUGUUGCGUUCCUCGAUCCAGAGCACCGUCACGCGAAUGCCUUGCGAGAUCCUGAGGGGCGCGCCGGAUUCAACAUUUGGCUUCUGUCGUGGGCGUCGGACGACCAGCGGACACGUAACGAGCUCAGCCACCAGGUUGACAUGUGGGUUAACCUGGACAGGUCGUUCAAAUCACAAGAAGCUGCGGAAGCAGCACGUGUGCAGCCUGCGGCCCUGUGGUGGGAGGCUUACUGCGGGAAGUUGGACCUACUCCAACCACAAGCAGUCAAGUUGCUGGGCCAGGCAAGCUCCUCCGCCGCAUGCGAGCGGAAUUGGAGCUUGCACGAGCUUAUUUUCGGCCUCAGGCGUACGAAGUUGCUGCCGGAGAGGCUGGGCAAGUUGGUGUACAGCAACUGGAACACCCUGCUGUCGCGGGCGGCCUUGCGGGGAGAAGGGGGGGAUGUGCACAUUCCAUGGGAGGACGACACACCGGUGGAGGCAGAGAUCAAGGAAUGGUACAACACAUGGAUAGCAACGGCCAUUGAUCCCGCUGCUGUUGCCGCUGAUGCCGAUGUGUUGGCAGAAGAUGUGGAGGUGGGUGAAGAGGACGGUUUUGAGCCAUUGGUGCGGACGUGGCAGCGAAAUGAUGUCGCAGAUGACGAGGAAUGCGACGAGGAGGACAUGGCUCUACUGGGUUCGUUGGAGAGGGAAUGGCACGAGUGCACGAAACCCGGCCGUCGCAGAAAGCAAGACCUGCGGAGGAGAUCUGGCAGCUCGCUGCCCCCCCCUUCAGUUGUGUACACAGAGGCGGAUCGGGCGGCUGCACUCAAGGCAUGACUGGCAGGCACUUGGGUGGAAGGUCGACGGGAGUCAAACCACCAGGGAAAAGCGUGUGAGGAAAAGAGCACGAGCGGCGGGCGGGGCGGGAAGGGCUAAAGCUGAAGUGUGCGUGACCCAGCCAAAGAAGAAGAGGGGUCGACCAUCGUCGGCUGAAGCUGCAGCAAAGAAGGCUGAGGGCUGCUAAAGUAGCAGAAAAAGCGGCCGCAGCGAAAGUCGCGGCCGACAAGGCCCGAAAAAAAAAAAAAGGUCGCCGCCGUCAAUGUGAUUGAGGACGACCCGUCAGGGGACGAUGAGUCCUCGUCCAGCUCGUCCGAAGACACGGAUGAGUCCUCGUCCAGCUCGUCCAAUAAACACUCUUUGCAGGAGUGGGGAGCGGAGGGGGAGGACAUGGAGGGAUCCGAGGGCGGGUCCGAAAAAAGCAAUGGUGAAGAAACCUGGGAUGAAGGGGCGACAGUGUAGGACGGUGGCUGACCGUACGCGGGGUGUACUAGUUUUGGAUUCAGCCUACUGUUGGAAUUCUCUUUGCUAAACUUUGAUUCUGAGUUUUUUUUGAAGUUAUUUCCUUUUUUGUACUUUAAUAAACUUGCAAACGACUA
Chara braunii is the source of this 2763-nucleotide messenger RNA. The record is from the annotation of a GenBank genome assembly. Lineage: Eukaryota; Viridiplantae; Streptophyta; Charophyceae; Charales; Characeae.